AUAUAACUCGGCGGAUAAACGAAUACACCAUAUACCUGCCCUGUGUACCAUUGAUUGAGAACAUGCAGGAACAUGACUUCUUUACCACUUAUACAGACACCCCAUAUCACUGACUUGUUUAUCAUAUUAAAGUUACAAGUUUCCAUUGAGGCCAAAAUGGGGGUGAAUCGAUCUCGUUUGCAAGAAUUCAGAUAUGAUUUGCUUGCGAGAAUUUGACUUGCCUACAAUGGUUCUAACAGAGGAGGAGCAGCUUAUGUUUCGAGACGAAAAUGUGUAUCCUCAUGCUACAGUGCUCAUCAAUAAUACGAACCGAAAGGAAGAAGAGAUUGAGGCUCAUAAAAAGGAAAAUAUAAAGAUUUUGGAGACGAUUCGAGAUCAGAAAGAAGAUCUACUUAGAGCUAGAGAAAAUGAAACAAAGUUGAAAGAAACAAUAGAGGAACUGGGGAAGGAAUGUACUGAACUGAGCCAUUUUUCAGGGAAAAGGGCAAUCAGUUUAAGGACACUCUGGCAGUAAAGUCGAACGAAUUGGGAGAAACACGAGAGCAGUUAAAAGCUUUGCAAGACCAAUUUGAGUA
Mya arenaria is the source of this 575-nucleotide messenger RNA. RefSeq lists its product as uncharacterized. The transcript has 7 exons. NCBI's taxonomy places the organism in Eukaryota, Metazoa, Mollusca, Bivalvia, Myida, Myidae. The record is from RefSeq and is a predicted model, not a curated record. Bases 194 to 514 code for a protein of 106 amino acids.